This is a messenger RNA of Beta vulgaris subsp. vulgaris (sugar beet), 600 nucleotides long. RefSeq lists its product as uncharacterized. Bases 1 to 600 code for a protein of 199 amino acids. The record is from RefSeq and is a predicted model, not a curated record. The transcript has a single exon. Lineage: Eukaryota; Viridiplantae; Streptophyta; Magnoliopsida; Caryophyllales; Amaranthaceae.
AUGAGGGCAAAGCUAAUGUGGUUGCAGAUGCUCUCAGACGUAAGUCGAAGCAUUCUCUUAAUGCGGUUAGAAUUCCGCCGAGAGACUUAUGCUGAUGAAUUUCGGAAGCUUGAAAUCGAGGUGGUACCUCGGGGUUCGGUGGAAACUCUCUGUGCUAUGAGUGCCGAGCCUGCCUUGUUCCAAGAGUUGCGAGAGAAGCAGAAGAAUGAUCCUAAGUUGGAAAAGGUCCAUGAAGCUAAGGCUCAUGGCCGAGCCGAAAAUUUCGAAGUCGACUCCGAGGGAGGUCUUAAAUUUAUGAGUCGUUGGUGUGUGCCUAAUGACUUGGAGCUUAAGAAGAAGAUUCUCGAAGAAGCUCAUUGUACUCCCUACUCAGUUCAUCCUAGGGGUGAUAAGCUUUACAAGGAUCUCAAGGCGAAUUUCUGGUGGCCUUGCAUGAAGAGGGAAGUGGCCGAAUUUGUGGCCAGGUGUCUGGUGUGUCAAAAGAUUAAGAUCGAGCAUCAGAGACCGGGUGGUUUGCUACAACCAUUGCCAAUUCCCGCGUGGAAUUCGAUUCUAUCUCGAUGGACUUUGUUAUGGGUCUUCCGAGAGCGCUGGGGGUAA